Messenger RNA from Aphanomyces astaci, 213 nucleotides. RefSeq lists its product as hypothetical. The transcript is spliced from 3 exons. NCBI's taxonomy places the organism in Eukaryota, Oomycota, Saprolegniomycetes, Saprolegniales, Verrucalvaceae. The coding region runs from base 1 to 213 and encodes 70 amino acids. The record is from RefSeq and is a predicted model, not a curated record.
AUGCUGGAAGACUCCGAGUGCGGUCCCAUCUGCCCACAAGGUCUCUGCAGCUCGCUUGUUUCGUUUGCGGUAGGGCCGAGGGUCUGCGGUUGGCUCCAUUUGCCGGACAAGUCUGGCGGCCGGUCCAAAAGGCCAUUGGCGACGACAAACGAUGCUGCCAGCUCCAGCGCACUGGCCGAAGGGCAUGGAGGUGAGCCUUGCUUGGCCAUGUAG